AUGACGGCGAGAGUAUUGAUGGAUUUUGAAAAGAGUAUUGUGAAGAAUUAUGAUUCAGGAUACUCACCUGCUGCCGGCGACGGCAGAGGAGGCGGUCUUCACGCAUCCAGCAGCCCCUCCGCCUCCGCCUCCGCCGCCGUUGCAUCACCACAGUCACCGCCAGCGAUGGUCGAGGCCGCCGGGGAAGAAGUGCAGAAGGACGCGCUGACCAGUCCAUCCGCGUCCCAUCCCGCCUAUAUAAGCCGGCAGCUGCUCCACCAGGGCAGGCAGACGCCAGAGCAGCAGACCAGCGUCGACAUGAAGCUCCUGGUGGUACUGAGCGCUGUGGUGGCGACCGCACUGGCUCAUCCUGGAUACCUGGGAGCAGCGGGCAUUGCUGGUCUUCUGGGCAAUGGCAUCGGCGCCUCAGCACCAGGUCUUGGGGCAGCGGGUAUUAUUGGAGCUGGCAGAGCUACCUAUCUGGGAGCUGGUACAAACUAUCUGGGAGCAGGCGGUGCCCCUGUAGGAGGUCCAGCCAACAUCGUCGUCGGUCCUGACGGAGUGCCUGCAGACACACCUGAGGUGGCUGCUGCCAAGGCCGGCCACGCGAAGGCCGUCGCUGAGACACAGGCGCGUGACGCCGCUCAGGCCGCCGCCGAUGCUGCAGCGGGCGUCUACGGUGGAGUCGGCGCUGGUGUCGGUGCUGGACUUGGUGCUGGGUACGGCGCCGGGGCCGGACUUGGUGCCGGAUACGGGGCUGGACUUGGUGCUGGAUAUGGCGCUGGUGCUGGACUUGGUGCUGGACUUGGUGCUGGUUAUGCAGCCGGUGUGAGAGCAGGAUUGGGCGCUGGAGCUGGCGCUCCAGGCGCAGGUCUGGCCCUUUACGGCCCAGCCAACAUCGUGAUCGGCCCCGACGGCGUGCCACAGGACACCCCCGAAGUGGCGAACGCCAAGGCAGCCCACGCUAGCGUCGUGGCUCAGACGCAGGCCCGCGACGCCGCCCAAGCCGCCGCCGACGCCGCUGCUGGAGGUGCGGCAGGAGCUUACGCCGCUGGAGGUGUGGCAGGAGCUUACGCUGGCAUCGGCUACGGGGGGUUGGGCCUGGGAGCGGCUGCGGCUCCGUCUCAGGGGCUGGCGCGCUACGGCCCGGCCAACAUCCAGAUCGGGCCCGGCGGAGUGCCCCUGGACACCCCUGAGGUGGCUGCGGGUAAGGUUGCCGACGCCGUCGCCCACCUGCACGCCAAGGCCCGCCUGGGUCUCAUCGCUGGAUGAAGUCUUCGCGAAAUUCCGGUCUUACUCUGACGACACGACUGACUACUUCCUGCCCACUGCUCAAGACAACUGGACAAGCUACUCUUGUUGUAUAUAAUAAUUUAUUAAGUUUCAAAAAAAUGAUGUAGAUGUCUUAUUGCAAUAAACAGAGAAUACUCUGGGAAA
Messenger RNA from Schistocerca nitens (vagrant locust), 1416 nucleotides. RefSeq lists its product as uncharacterized. Lineage: Eukaryota; Metazoa; Arthropoda; Insecta; Orthoptera; Acrididae. The coding region runs from base 1 to 1251 and encodes 416 amino acids. The transcript has 3 exons. The record is from RefSeq and is a predicted model, not a curated record.